AUGCUUUUCUCCGCUGGAAAGCUUCUUUUUCUUUUGGGAGCUUCUGCAGCUCCCGCCUUCGCAUUCCCUCAUGCUCAGUUGGACAAGCGUGCUGAUGCCCCAAGCUGCACGGUGACCGAGACUUACCAUGCUGCUCAAACUGUCACUCUGACGGAGACGGUCUACGACCAGUGCGAAGCUCCUGGUGCUAGUUUCACUUCUACCGCUACUGCUCAAACCCAACCCACUUCCGCUGCCUCUAACGAUCAUGCAUUCACGACGGUUACCAAGACUGUGACCAACGUUGUCGGUGGCAAGACGAGCUACAGCGCCGUCACUUUCACUCUUCCUGCUACUACGUUCGUCUCGUCCGUCCCUGCAGAGACUGUUACUGAGUCGGUCUCCGAGUCCGUGACCACUGUCACUAUUCCUGCCUCCUCCACUACUGUCACCGAGGUUUGCCCUACAUGCUCGGUCUUCACCGUCACCGAGACUGUUACUGAGGGCGACAGCACGAGCGUCAUCACUGAGACGCUCACUCGUCCUUUGACCACCUACACAACGACUUACCCCGUCGAGACCGUUACUCUCACCAUCUCCGGUACAGUCACCGUUGUCACAAAGGCUCCUUCUGUCAGCACAGUGACCACUCCAGUCUGCCCUACUUGCACGGAGGGCAUCUCUACCGUCACUGUUGUUGAGGGCGGCAGCACCGAGGUUGUUACCUUGACCGAAACAAUUCCUUACACUACCUACACGACUACUCUCGCUCCCUCUACCGUUGUCGAGACUGUCUCUGGCUCCGUUAUCACCGUUACCAAGACUGGUAUCGUGACCGUCGUUGUCACAACCGGCAAGCCUUCUACCGAGACAAUUACCAUUCCCGUUAGUAGUAGCACUCAAACCGGUACCACCGUUACCUCUGGAUUCUUCUUCCCCAACAGCACUGUCACUAGCUCUGCUGGCUCCGUGCCUGUGAACGGUAAUUCUACCGUCACCAGCACUGUUGCCCGCUCUGCUAGCACUGUCCCCGUGAACGGUAACUCUACUGCCAUUGCUUCCACUGUCGUUAGCAGUGUCCCCGUGAAUGGCACUACCGUCACUAGCUCUGUUCGUGCUACCGGCGUUUCUGUGAGCAGCAUCCCUGCCUCGAGCGCCGCUGUCAACAGCACUGCUCCCGCCACUUCUGUCUCGGGCUCUGUCGCUUCCAGCGCCUAUGCCAACAGCACUCUCCCCGUGACUUCCGCCAAGGCUACCAGUGUCCCUGCUUCCAGUGCUCCUGCCAACAGCUCUGUCGCUGUUACUAGCGCUGCCACUAGUGCCCCCGUCUCCAGCGUUCUCGCCAACAGCACCGCCCCUGUGAGCUCCGCUACCAGUGCCCCUGUUUCCACUGCUUACGUGAACGGCACUGUCCCAGUUACCUCUGCUUCCGCUAGUGCUCCCGUCAGCAGCGUUGCUUCCAACAGCUCUGUCGCCGUUACGAGUGCUCUCGUUUCCAGCGCCCACGCUAACAGCUCCGCUUCUUUGAGUUCUAUCCCUGUAAGCACCGCUGUCUCUAGCGUGUACGUCAACAGAACUGUUCCCGUCACCUCCGCCACGAGCGCACCCGCUAGCAGCAUUGCCGCCAACAGCUCUGUCAUCGCGUCCAGUGUCCCUGUCUCUAGUGCCGCUGCUAACAGCUCUGUUUCUGUGAGCUCCUCUGUGAGUGCUCCUGCUAGCUCCGUCUCCAGUGUCUAUGUCAACAGAACUGUUCCAGUGACCUCAGUCGCUCCUAGCGCUUCUGUUAGCAGUGCUUCCGUUUCAAGCGUUGCUGCCAACAGCUCUGUCCCCGUUAGCUCCUCUGUGAGUGCUCCUACUAGCUCUGCCUCCAGUGUCUACGUCAACAGAACUGUUCCAGUGACCUCUGUCAGCGUUCCUGUCUCCAGCGCUGCUGCCAACAGCUCCGUUCCCGUCAGUUCCGUCGCUUCUGCUAGCGUCUCCGUGAGCAGUGUUGCAGCCAACAGCUCUGUCUCUGUCAGUUCUGUCAUUCCCACUAGCGCACCCCUCUCCAGCGCCGUUGCCAACAGCUCCGUUCCUGUGAGCUCCGCUGUUAGCUCUGCCGUCUCCACUAGUGCCCCUGUUUCCAGCGUUGCUGCUAACAGCUCCGUUCCAGUGAGCUCCGCCAUCUCCACUGGUGCUCCUUCCUCUGCAUCUGUGAGCUCUGUCGUCCCCACCAGCGUUCCUGUCUCCAGCGCCGCCGCUAACAGCUCUGUUUCUGUGAGCUCUGCCUCUAGUGCUCCCGUCAGCUCCGCUGUUUCUAGCUCCUCCGUUAGCUCUGUCGUCUUCACUAGUGCUCCUGUCUCCAGCUCCUCCGCCAACAGCUCUGUUCCUGUUAGCUCCGCUUCUGUUGCACCCGUGAGUUCUGUCUCCUCUAGCGUUUCCCUGAGCAGCGCUCCCGUCUCUAGCGCCUCUGUUAGCUCCGUCUCUGAGAGCUCUGCCGCUAUUACUAGUGCUCCCGCCUCUUCGGUCUCGUCUUCCUCGGUUGUUAUCCCCACUAGCUACACGAAUGGAACAUCCUCUGCGGCUGGUGAAGGUGAGAAUGUAAGCGGCAAAUUGUCAGCUCCUGCUCACAAGCGUGCUGCUCCUUCUCCCAGAAACAUUGUUCUUUAA
Molecule: messenger RNA, 2628 nt
Organism: Schizosaccharomyces japonicus yFS275
Lineage: Eukaryota; Fungi; Ascomycota; Schizosaccharomycetes; Schizosaccharomycetales; Schizosaccharomycetaceae
Exons: 1
Coding region: 1-2628 (875 amino acids)
Source: RefSeq, a predicted model, not a curated record